AUGACUCGCUCUCGACAACCGGCGCGGUUCUCGAGCGAAGCCCCCUCUGCGUCCUCUACCUCGACAUCGCCGGAACGUGCUGCCGACGAUGAUACCGACUCCUUCACACACCAGGCCAACGACUCGCAGUCGUCGAUAGGCGCCGGAAACUCGCGUGAUUCGACCAUGCAGACUGGCCACGAGGCCACACUGCCCCCGAUCGCAUACCUUCCGCCGGAGAUUCUUAUUUCCAUCUUCUCAAAGCUGAACUCGACAAAAGACCUGUUGAGCUGUUUGCUAGUGUGUCGGAUAUGGGCUGUGAACUGCGUUGGGCUGCUUUGGCAUCGGCCAUCCUGCAACAACUGGGAGAAUCUGAAGAAAAUCACGGCGGCUGUGGGGCAGGAGGACAGUUUCUUUCUAUAUUCAGGGCUCGUCAAGCGGCUGAACCUUUCCGCUCUCACUGCAGAUGUUAGCGAUGGCACAGUUGUCCCGUUCUCACAGUGCAACCGGAUCGAGCGUCUAACGUUGACCAACUGUCGCAAACUUACCGACAACGGAGUGUCUGAUCUGGUUGAGGGUAGCCGGCACUUGCAAGCCUUGGACGUCUCUGAUUUGGAGUCUCUUACCGAUCAUACUCUUUUCAAGGUCGCCGAGAAUUGCCCGAGGCUCCAGGGCCUCAACGUUACUGGGUGUACAAAAGUGACAGAUGAUUCGCUGAUCGCCGUCUCGCAGAAGUGCAGGUUCCUUAAAAGAUUAAAACUCAACGGUGUUGCACAAGUCACGGAUAAAGCCAUUAUGUCAUUCGCUCAGAACUGCUCAGCUAUACUCGAGAUCGAUCUACAAGAAUGCAAGCUAGUCACGAAUGCGUCAGUGACGAAUCUUAUGGCCACGCUCCAGAACUUACGUGAACUGCGGCUCGCUCAUUGCACGGAGAUUGACGAUUCAGCUUUCCUGGACUUGCCCAGACAUAUCUCAAUGGGUAGUCUUCGUAUCCUGGAUCUGACUGCGUGCGAGAACAUUAGAGAUGAUGCCGUAGAACGCAUUGUGAGUGCGGCUCCGCGCUUACGGAACCUUGUUCUUGCCAAGUGCAAAUUUAUCACGGACCGGGCCGUCUACGCUAUCUGCAAGCUGGGGAAGAAUCUGCAUUAUGUUCAUCUCGGCCACUGUUCUAACAUUACCGAUGCUGCGGUUAUGCAGCUGGUCAAGUCCUGCAACCGAAUCAGAUACAUCGACGUGGCAUGUUGCGGCCGUUUAACGGAUCGCAGCGUCAAGCAACUGGCUACGUUACCUAAACUCAGAAGGGUCGGUUUGGUGAAAUGCCAACUGAUUACAGACGAGAGCAUCUUAGCCCUUGCACGACCCCAGAGCUCAGAACACUCAACUGGGUUCAGCAGCCUGGAGCGAGUACAUUUGAGUUACUGCGUCAAUCUCACUCUGAGGGGAAUUCGCGCCUUGCUCAACAGCUGUCCUCGGUUAACACAUCUGAGUCUCACGGGUAUUGCAUCCUUCUUGCGAGAGGAGCUGACCGUAUUCUGCCGCGAACCCCCGCCAGAGUUCACCCGUCAGCAGCGCGAGGUAUUCUGUGUCUUCAGCGGAGAAGGUGUACACCUCCUUCGCGAGCAUAUCAACCAAGAAGCUGUCCCACAACGGGAUAUGAACGAGGCCACCAUGUACGACGACGAUGAGGAACUAGACGAGGAUGAGGGCCAAGUGACUGGCCUCAUGCACGCCGCUGCAAUUAACGACGACGACUACAUUGACAUCACCCCUCCUCAUGCCUGA
Messenger RNA from Aspergillus calidoustus, 1761 nucleotides. The record is from the annotation of a GenBank genome assembly. Lineage: Eukaryota; Fungi; Ascomycota; Eurotiomycetes; Eurotiales; Aspergillaceae.